AUGGCAGCAGCUGCUGCUGUUGCAGCUGCCCACCGAACAGCAGGGACAGCGUCGGUGAGGACAGCAGCUGCAGCGGCGACGUUGGUGGCGGCGGCAGCUGCUGCUGUUGCUGCAGCGUCCCGGCGGGGAAGAAGGCGGCAGACUCCGCGAUGGGGCCCGCGAGGGGCUGGGACGGCCACGGGAACAAGGGCGGCGGCAGCGCCGGCUGCUGCAGCGAGGCCACGGCCGCGGCGAGGGCCCGCGAGGGGCUGGGACAGCCACGGUAACCAGGGCGGAGUGGUGGCGGCGACCGCGGUGGAGAUCGCCAGAUGCGGCGGCUGCCACGGUAGGAGCAUCGGCCCGGUGGUGGCGGCUGGUGGCGCGGCCGGCGGCGGCCCGUAG
Molecule: messenger RNA, 381 nt
Organism: Lolium perenne
Lineage: Eukaryota; Viridiplantae; Streptophyta; Magnoliopsida; Poales; Poaceae
Source: RefSeq, a predicted model, not a curated record